GAAAGUUGUUGGGGGGAAGGAGAACUCCUAUAAAGCUCACGCUCCGCCGUGCAACGCUGCUGUUUUUUGUGCCAGUUGUUUAUUGUGUUAUUAGUGUUUGUUUUGGUAUAUCCCAUUUUUGAGGAUGUUAAAGGAAACAGUGGUCGUGUGUGCGUGUAUGGUGUUUGCCUACGUAUGUUCUAAGCCUACAACAAAGCCUACAAUCCUACACAGGGCCAAGAGAUGGGAGGAGUUUGCCAACUUAACAUUCACAUUCGACUGUACAGAGCGAGCAGUUGGAUUCUAUGCAGACCAAGAACACCACUGUCAGAUAUUCCACAUGUGUGAUGAAGAUGGCCGCCGCAUUCCUUACAUAUGUGCCAACGACACGUCCUUCAACCAACAAUACCGAAUCUGUGAUUGGGACUACAAUGUAAAUUGUGCAGAAGCACAAAACUGGUACUACCUGAACGAACUAACAUAUGUAACGGAUCCACCAAAGCCCAGAUCCUAGUGGCAGAUCACGGGGACUUAGAUUCUAAAUAACAAAAAUCAAUAAGCUGUGUAAAAGGAACACUUUAGUGAGUUGUGUUCAUUUUGAACACGUGUAUAUUAGUGAAGUCUCUUUCCUGUGUUCAAGACUAAGUUACCAUAGAAAAUAUUGUAAGAUUAAGUAAGUUUUGACGAGUUAAACUAUGGUUGUAAUCGUCUAACUUACUCAUGCACACUUACUGUGCACAAGACUUAGUUACCAUAGAUUUUACACUAUAUUCAGAGGUUGAAGUAAAAGUUAUAUUUUGGAUUUUUGUGACACGUUCAAGUCUGUAAAACAAGAGUACAAUUAGUUGUUUUGGGUUUAGUUUGUCAAGAUGGAUAAGGUAUGCCAGAAGGCAAUAUAUUUGUUUUAAUAUUUGUUUUGUAAGAAUAGUUUAGUUGGAUGUAGCAAAACAGAUAGGAAAAUCACUAAUAAGGGGGAGAUGUUCCCUGACUAUUGUAAAGGGUUAAAAUAACAUUGAUUUGGAACGGUGUAGUAAAUUACAAUGAUGCUUUAAAGUUUACAUCUGAGAGAUUCAAAUAGUUGUAUUAAUUAUUACUGUUAUUGCGUUUGUAAUGUUCAAAUGUUAUGACUCAUAACUUGAUAAUAGGAUAUAACAUACCUUAUAUUAAAUUAGUUAAUUAUUAAUUAUAUUAAACUGUGAAAGGUAAAAAUUCCCUGGUCCUAAAAUAGAGUAAAUUUAAGUUAUUGAGGUAAUGUAUUUUCAAGUUAAAUAUUAACUUUUAAUGGAAUUGUAAACAGGUAAAAAGUCUCAAGAAAAACAUUAAUUUGUGUCAGACUUUUAGCAGUAACAAAUUGGUCCACAGUUCAAAAUUAAAUUUUCCAAGUUGUAUUCGGAAUAUUGUUUUGUGUUGAUGAAAUGUAACAUGACAAACCACAAGUCGUAAAUAAUACUAAUCAGUUAAAAAGUAAUUACAGUACAUUACAAUUCUUACUGAUGCCAAAAGGUACUAAAUUUAAAUUAAUGUAUGUUUUACAUCAGGAAAUCAUUGUGAAU
Molecule: messenger RNA, 1532 nt
Organism: Macrosteles quadrilineatus (aster leafhopper)
Lineage: Eukaryota; Metazoa; Arthropoda; Insecta; Hemiptera; Cicadellidae
Exons: 5
Coding region: 125-493 (122 amino acids)
Cellular component (GO): extracellular region
Molecular function (GO): chitin binding
Source: RefSeq, a predicted model, not a curated record